AUGUUCUCGCGCAGUGUAUUAUCAACGGGCCUUCGCCCAGCAGCUCAAGCUGCAAAGAUCUCCCAGGCCCCAUUGGCCCGUAGACAUAUCUCAGUCUACGGCUAUACGCAGGCAAAGGCCCUCAUCUACGGCAAAUACGGCGAGCCCAAAGAUGUCCUCCGCCUCCACAAGCACUCUAUCUCCGCGCCCCAUGCGACCCAGGUCAAUCUGCGCAUGUUGGCCGCGCCCAUGAACCCAGCAGACGUGAACCAGAUCCAAGGCGUCUACCCCAGCAAACCGCCCUUCCAAUCAGCCCUUGGCAACGCCGAGCCCGCCGCUGUCGGCGGAAACGAAGGCGCCUUUGAGGUGCUGUCCACCGGCGCGGGCGUCAAGAACCUCAGCAAAGGCGACUGGGUGAUCAUGAAGCAAACCGGCCAAGGCACCUGGCGGACACACGCACAGCUGGACGAGUCCCAGCUCAUCAAGAUCGAGAACAAGGACGGUCUGACGCCGCUGCAGGUCGGUACCAUCAGCGUCAACCCAGUCACAGCGUACCGCAUGAUGCGGGACUUCUGCGAGUGGGAUUGGAUGCGCGCGGGUGAGGAGUGGAUGAUUCAGAACGGCGCGAACAGUGGUGUUGGCCGUGCGGCGAUUCAAUUUGGUCGCGAGUGGGGUAUCAAGACGCUGAACGUGAUUCGCCAGCGGAAGACGCCUGAGGAGACCGAUGCUCUGAAGAAGGAGCUUAAGGAUCUUGGUGCGACGGUCGUCAUCACCGAGGAGGAGAUGUUGACUGGUAACUUCCGGGAUAUGGUUCAUGAAUACACACGCCAGGGCCGAGAGCCCAUUCGUCUUGCUUUGAACUGCGUUGGUGGAAAGAAUGCUACCGCUCUGGCGAAGACGCUGGCUCCUGAUUCGCACAUGGUGACCUACGGAGCCAUGUCGAAGCAGCCCGUUGCACUGCCCUCGGGUCUUUUGAUCUUCAAGAAUCUCACGUUUGACGGAUUCUGGGUCAGCAAGUGGGGAGACCGGAACCCGAAUUUGAAGGAAAACACUAUCAAGGACGUGCUCCAGUUGACUCGCGCUGGCAAAUUCCAAGAUAUCCCGGUGGAUAACGUGGAGUGGAACUGGAACACCGAGGGCUCUGUGCUCUCUGAGAGUGUACAAGGCACUCUGGGUGGCUACCGCAGCGGCAAGGGUGUGUUCACCUUCACCGGUGGUGAUGAGUAA
This is a messenger RNA of Penicillium brevicompactum, 1206 nucleotides long. Its product is annotated as enoyl-[acyl-carrier-protein] reductase. Gene Ontology annotation, cellular component: mitochondrion. Lineage: Eukaryota; Fungi; Ascomycota; Eurotiomycetes; Eurotiales; Aspergillaceae. The transcript has 2 exons. Gene Ontology annotation, molecular function: trans-2-enoyl-CoA reductase (NADPH) activity. The record is from RefSeq and is a predicted model, not a curated record. Bases 1 to 1206 code for a protein of 401 amino acids. Gene Ontology annotation, biological process: fatty acid metabolic process.